Misgurnus anguillicaudatus (oriental weatherfish) is the source of this 1477-nucleotide messenger RNA. The record is from RefSeq and is a predicted model, not a curated record. Lineage: Eukaryota; Metazoa; Chordata; Actinopteri; Cypriniformes; Cobitidae.
AGAAGCCUCUGACCCUGUGUCCAGGCUUUGUUGGUGGUCCCCAGUCGGAUUUGAGCAUCGCAUCGAUUCAGGAUAAAGGCGUUACAAAACAAUAUUAAACAAACAUGCACAUUUUGGUCCGGCGAUAUGAGCCUUCUGAUCAAGAAGCCAUUGAAAUGAUUUACCCAGAUGCAAUUAAGGAACACAUCAACCCUGCAUUCCUACACGCCAUGUCCCAGCCUCUUCAUAUCACUAUAAUAAGUCUGUUUUUUUGCAUUGGUGCUUAUCUGCUCGACGGGUCUGUUAUUCUGGCCCUAACUAUUCUGGCCAUAAUAUCUGGAGGAGCCUGGGUUGGCCUGGUGUAUUGUUGCUGCUAUGAGUAUUACGCUUCUUAUGUCCAGAAGAGACUACGUACAGACCUGAAGGACAUUCCAGGUCACUAUCUCAGCAAUCCAGAUAACUGCUUCUGGGUCGCUGAAGCCGAGAUGGAUGGUAGGCGUCAGAUUUUGGGUAUGGUGGCUGUGAAAGCCAAAGAUGACGGCGACGGAAAGAAACAUGGAGAGCUUUUACGAAUGAGCGUGUUGUCCACCUGCCGCCGUGCUGGUCUCGGUCAACAGCUGGCUAAAAUCGCAGAAGACUUCUGCAAGGAACGUGGCUUUACAAAGAUCAUACUUUCCACCUCUUCUGUUCUAAGAGCACCUGUGGCGCUAUACAAUAAGAUGGGCUUUAAACUGGUCCUGGUUAAUACUCAAUCUGAGAGACCAAAGGGGUUGGUGUGGAUGACUCGACUCAAAAUUAUGUACAUGGAGAAAAUCAUUUGAUCCUUAACUGCUGUUAAUACACCUGACCUGAGCUCAAUAGCAGAAAGUAUUUGAGAGUUAUGAGAUAGUCAGAUGAAAACUGAUAUGGAGUUCCAUCAGCUAAAAAUAACCAAAGAGUUUCGAUGUUUUUCCUAUUUAAAACUUAACUCUUCUGUAGUUGCAUCGUGUACUAAGAACGACAGAAAAUUAAAAGUAAAGGUAAGAUUCAAAUGUUUAACUCUAGGGGAGCUGGAAAAUGAGCAUAUUUUCAAAAAAAAGUGGAAUGUCCCUUUAAGCCUAAGACACAUGUUUGAGCUGUAUUUUCAACGAAAAAUAACGGAAACGCUUUAUAUUACGACCCGCAAUCUACUGCAUAAUUAAAUCAAAUUUACAGCGUACCUAUUUGAAACAACAUAGUACUUUUACAUUAUGUUCUUGUAGGUAUAAGGAAACAAUAUGUUAAGUUUGGGGUAAUAAUAUGGUAAAAGUAUUUUACAGCUACAGGGUACCUAGUAUUGUAAUAUUAAGUGGUAUAUGACUUAAGUUGAUGGGUAAUAUGGCCUAUUGAUUUUUUGUUAUAAUUUUAUUUAGAUUUUUUUUCAUAUUCGCUACCUAAUGAAAGUAUAUUGUAUACAGUCCAUGUCUACGAACCAUGUUGGCAAAUAAAAUAUAACACUUUUAUUUCGGUAUAGACUGUA